CUUUGCUGGUAGGCCUAGCUAGAGCUUUGUCAGAAAGUUUGCACACUGUAGAGGGCGCAAUACUUUGUUGCAGUUACUGUUUGUUGUUGUCGGUUGUUAAUUAAAUCAAAUCGCUGAUUAAGGUUCAAGUAUUUUGUAGACGUUCUAGUAGUAUUUGAUGCUGCGCAAUGCAGUCUCAAUACUAUCCCUCAAGCAAUGGCUUCACACCAAGGCAACAACCUCAAUCUUCCAAUCAUGGACCAGGUAAUCUGCAACAAGGUUUCCGUUUUUCUCGCAGAACAGAGCGUGUAGACUGGCGAAAAAUAGCUGCUGUUGAUAUUGAGCGUAUCACUGCAGAUGGGGACUGGAAUGUUCUGCAGCACAAUAUACAACAUGUAACCUAUUGCAACGUUGACCAGGAACUUGACCUUCGUGGCACAGACCCAACCUUUGUUAAGUUAUUCAAAUUAGCUCAGAUGAUUAUUGAAUACUUAAUGAUAUCUCAAGAACAUCUUGGAAGUGUUGUUAAUACAUUGGAGCAGAAAUUAUUAAAAGCGGUGGAAGCUCACAAUAACACAACUGUUAAAAUCAACAAGCAAAGUGAAGAAAUAAAGCAAUUAAAACAAGAAAACAAACUAAGGAGAAAAAUGUUAGCAAGUCAACAGAGCUUUAUUCAGUCCAAUGAAAACAACUACCAUAAAUGCUUGUACUGCCCAAAAGCUUUUGUUCAUGUAAGCUACCUGCAUGCUCACGUUGAAAGGAAGCACCCAGAACAUAGUACAACACAGGAAUCACAAUAUAAAUUAGCUAAUGAGAAGCAAGAACUCGAAAUCGGUGAACUAAGGGAAAAGCUAAAGAUGACACAGCGACAGUUGGAAGAGGAGGCAGCAACAUACCAGAAAAAACUAGCAGAAAAGGAGGCCUUAGAGAAAGAGACGCAAGACCAGUUUGAGAAGCAUCAGCUAGAUAUUAUCAGACAAGAGCAAAUUGAAGCUCAAAAGCAUGAAAUGAACAGUCUACGUGAUAUGUUUAUGAAGGAAUUAAAAGAAAUGAAUGAAAAGUACUCGGAAUCCCAGCAUGCAUUAGUGGAUCUCCAGCAAAGAUACGGUAAAACAUCAAUGUUAGGAACAUUACAAGAUGAAGAUGAGAUUGCUGAAUACAAAGAGAAGUUGCAUGAUCAACAUGUAAAGUAUGACAGGUUAAAGAAACGAUUAGAAGAAGAAGUAACCUCAAUGAAAAGUAGCAUGCUUCAAGAAAUGAAAAAGCAAGAUAAAGAUUGGAAAGAAAAAAAUAAAGAAGUAAAACAUAUGUACCGCAAAAAAAUAAGUAAAUUGGAAAAUGCUUUGGAGGAUGCUAAGAGGACAAUGGUUAUGGAGAGAGAGGGCAGCAAAGAUGAGAUAAGACAACAUUAUGAGCAACAACUACUGAGCAUGAAAAAGAAAUCUAAGCAACAAGAACAAGAACUAAAAGCCAGAGAAAAAGAAAUCAGUGAACUACAGAAGAGAAUGAAACAAGCUGUGGAUCAAGUUCAAAGUUUGGAGGUUGAAAAGAAAGCCAGUCAGCGCCAAGCUGCAAAGUUGCAGCAAUCAAAUAAUACACGUGGACGUAUAUUAUCCCCACCCCCUGAAGUAAAGACACAGCCACCAAGUUCAACAGAAGAAGAGGAAACAGAUGAAGAUGAAGAGUCAGAGGGAGUAGGUAAAAUGCAUGUAAGUUCCCCUGAUGCUCCAGAAAUGUAUGGUACAUUAGAAGACUCAAUGCUAAACACAGACGAAAACGAUGAUGAUGAAGAUGAGUACAGUGCUACAUCUUUGCCACAGAGAAAACAAAGAGUUGCAACCUUAGAUUCUCAUCCAAACAAAACAAGGAUUAUUGAUGGCAUGAAAGUUACAUUGGAUUCAGAACUUACAAAAAAUCUUCAGAAAAGAGGUGUUGGCAAGAAUGCGGAAGGUAUUACAUCUCGUUCAUUGGAGAAUAAACUCCAGGUCCUAAAAAAGGAACGACAGGAGCUUGCCAAGAAAUAUCCGAAGUUCUAUGACAUACGAGAGAAGUGUCGCCGCGACAUGGAGCUGAUGUCAAAAGAUAGAGCAAAGGGCAGGAAACCCACAAUGAUGCAACCAAAAUCAUCGGUGAGCCUGCCACCUAGAUCACCAUCACCAUUUGCUAAGUACAACCAGAGACUCUCCAGCACUGCUUCCCUACCAAGAACUAAGUCAUCAGAUAUUACACACCAGAGUAUGUAUGGUGUACCCAAGACAAAAAACACCGGACCUCCAGUUGCUCCAAGAGAUUCCCAGCCUCCCCCUGUAGCUCCACGUAGUCCGGAUUCACGGAACAAUCUACAGCCACGUGCAAAAAGCGCAUUGAAGGAGAGCUUUUCAAGUGAGGAGGAUGAUUUGUCAUCAACAGGUGAUGAUGAUAAUUGGGAUUCAGAGGAGGUGAGUGAGUUGAAGGAAAUAAGUCCAAGCAAGACGGCAGCUGGUGGGAGCGGGGUAAGGCCUACAUCUUCCCAGAGGCAAGACCCCUCCGGACAUCAAAUCCAGUCACCUGACAUGAUGAUGGAGAGUUUGAGUGAUACUGGUGAUCAGAGCACAAGCAACUUUGAUACAAAAAGUGGUGGACAGAAAGUCAGUGAACUUACCAGAAGUAUUGAGUUCCAACUAAGUGGCAGAAAAGGCCACUCAAGACCAGUGGGAGGAGUGGACUUAAGUGGAACAGCUGGAUCAGGCCAUCUCGCAGCUCCAGCUUACAUAAAAGAUUCAAGUAGUCGAUCACCGUCGCCUCAGAUACCAACAAUACCUGAUAAGUUUGAUAGUGAUGAGGAAGAUAGCUUUGUCAUUUCUUCUUUAGAGGAAAGUGAAAGAGCUGUUCCAAAAUCCAAGCCACAACCAGCGCCUAGAACAGGAGGGGGUGGAAAAAGAAUGACUGGUGACACAGAUAUUUCUAGCAACACAUUUGGUACAAGUGUGUGGGGAUCAUCUUCAAAAGGUGCAGAUAAAGGCAGUACACAUGGAGAGGCCAGUACUGGCAAAAGUUCAUUAGUUUCUGUUACAGAUUGGGAUGAUGACGACGAUGAUGAUGACCUUGGCCUCAGUGACCUUUGAGUGACCUCUGAACCUAGUUCAUCUUGUUCUUCAUUAAUAAUUAAUAACAAAGGCAAUGAUUACAUAACAGUUUAAUUCUAAAAUAUCUUGAUAUCACAGCAAGUAUAUUCAUGUUUUUAUGAAU
Messenger RNA from Anneissia japonica, 3207 nucleotides. Its product is annotated as zinc finger protein DZIP1L-like. The record is from RefSeq and is a predicted model, not a curated record. Gene Ontology annotation, cellular component: ciliary basal body; cytoplasm. NCBI's taxonomy places the organism in Eukaryota, Metazoa, Echinodermata, Crinoidea, Comatulida, Comatulidae. Bases 168 to 3083 code for a protein of 971 amino acids. Gene Ontology annotation, biological process: cilium assembly. The transcript has 23 exons.